Messenger RNA from Eleginops maclovinus (Patagonian blennie), 1783 nucleotides. It is a transcript of the gene spryd7b, whose product is annotated as SPRY domain containing 7b. Lineage: Eukaryota; Metazoa; Chordata; Actinopteri; Perciformes; Eleginopidae. Gene Ontology annotation, molecular function: protein binding. The transcript has 5 exons. Bases 100 to 690 code for a protein of 196 amino acids. The record is from RefSeq and is a predicted model, not a curated record.
GCGUCGCUGUUGCGUUAGAGGAGUCUGACGUCUUUUACGUCAAAUGCUCUUUGGUUCGGUGGAAUGACUUUGUUUCCGGAUGUUUAGCUAGUAGCAAGAAUGGCUGCGCUGUUUACGUGUUGUCUAGGCUGCUGUGGAGAUGGCGGAUCUGGGCAUAUUCCCCUGAAAGAAAUGCCUAUUGUUCAGCUAGAUACUCACCACAUGGGCACCGAUGUUGUCAUUGUGAAGAGUGGCCGGAGGAUAUGUGGCACUGGAGGCUGUCUGGCCAACGCUCCUCUGCACCAGAACAAAAGUUAUUUUGAGUUUAAGAUCCAGUCCACUGGUGUGUGGGGAAUAGGUGUGGCGACACAGAAAGUGAAUCUUAAUCAAGUGCCUAUGGGCAGAGACACAAACAGCUUAGUCCUGAGGCAUGAUGGGUCUGUGUACCACAAUAAUGAAGAGAAGAAUCGCCUACCCGCAAACAGCCUUCCUCAGGAGGGCGACAUUGUGGGCUUCACAUAUGACCACGUGGAGCUGAAUAUAUAUCUGAAUGGAAAGAACAUGCACUGUCCUGCCUCAGGGAUCCGAGGCACUGUAUACCCCGUUGUUUAUGUGGACGACAGUGCCAUCUUAGACUGCCAGUUUAGUGACUUCUACCACCCAGCUCCACACGGAUUUGAGAAGAUCCUCUUUGAACAGCAAAUCUUCUAAAGGAUCACUUCAGCCUUAGCGCCACUUUACGUUGUCACCCUCUCCUGUAUCUCAUAGCAACCUCUGUGACACUACAGUUUGACCUUGAUUGGAUAUCAUGUGUGGCUUAAUGCCUCUUUUUUUGUUUCCCCUGAUUACUAUGUCUCUGUACUCAUGCCCCGCAUUGACGUUGGAGUAUCCUUGAAGGAGUGGGGAUUUCUGAUCAUUGUGCUGCUAUGAAUAUGCUGGCGGUUAACUGUCAAAUAAUUACCUUAUGUCAGUGGUCCUCACCUUGUAUUAACUGAAAUACUUUGAAUCGCUGCUUUAUUCUCAAUCUGUGUGGAAAUGUCGGGACAGCGGAUGAAAUGGUAAAAUGUUCACAUUUUUCAGGAUCCAAAAGCCAUGUCUUAUUCACAUUGCUUUAGACUUGUAUUAUUUGAUUAGGUAAUCUCAUAAAUGUCGUACUCACUCAGCACACGCCCUAUAUUUAUUUGUAUUUAUCUGGGUCACCUAUUAGACUGAUAUGUCUCUUUGAUUUAACAAAACGUGGUCUUUUGGUUUUUGGCCAGCCAGGGUGUGAACUCAUGAAUGAUCAGCUGUAGAUACUGACACGUAUAUCAACAAUCAUUCACUAUUGCAACACUUUUUCAGUUUGAGUUGACAGAAAGAUGGUUUAAAAUAUGCACUCUAGAAAAAACCAGAACACAUUCCCAGAGAACUGCUGCUUUGACUUUCACUGAGGUAUGCUGAGGGGACAUGCUAAAAUAUAUUAUACAAAGUUAAAAAAAAAACAUUUCUUAAAUUGCUGACACUAAUGAUGUAUUACGCUUGAUUUCCAAAUCAUUUUUAUGAACAGCUCCUUAGAUUUCUCACACUUUCUUUCCUGAAAUCUCUGACGGUGAAUUUAUUCUAUCAGAAUAUUAACAGCGUUGGUGCCGGCUGUCUUUGAUUAAAGAUAUCAAUGUCUAAAACUGUCAAUCUGUUGUGUUGUAUUGACAUUGCAUAAUUCGCUGCUAACAGUUAAAUAUUUCAAAUGCUUGUCUUUGGUUGCACUAAUGAUGUUAUUGUACAAGCAUAUCCAAAUAUUCAUUAAAGUUUUGUGUCUGGAGGCAAA